UACCUUGACGAGAUGCAGAUAAGAAAAAGAUAUCGAUAGCGCGCGCCGGAUCGACCGGAGAGGGAAAUCGGCCUGUCGUCAGCCUAGUCCUGUCAGUUCGUUUCUUGGAACUGGAAGUUAGAGAUUCUUUGACAUUUGGAAGCAGUCACACGAUGCGGACAUGAUUAACGCAGUGCGUGCGGCCUUCCAUCAGCGGGGGCAAGUCAAGCCUCUGAUUGGUUGCAGCUAUCAUGUGACUUCCAGAUGCUUUUCAAAGUCGAGCCAAAGAUGUAGGUCCGUAGGACAAGACGCUCUCACACAAGAAUAUGAUGCUGUCAUCAUCGGUGCUGGACACAAUGGACUAACUGCCGCAGCCUACCUUCAGAAAGCAGGGCUCAAGACCCUUGUCUUAGAGAGAAGGCACAUCAUAGGAGGUGCUGCAGUCACUGAAGAGAUAGUACCAGGUUUCAAGUUUUCCCGAUGUUCCUACGUCCUUAGUCUGCUGCGACCUGAUAUUUACAAAGAUCUGGAGCUGAAGAAGCACGGACUAAAGGUUCACAUCCGAGAUUCCUACGCCUACACACCUCUGCUGGAGGACCCGGGGCCCAACGGCAAGCCUCGAUCACUCCUCUUGUCUUGCGAUCAGAAGAAAACCUACGAGCAGAUUGCCCAGUUCUCGGAAAGAGACGCAAAGAGAUAUUUUGAGUAUGAGCAUCAGAUGACCGAAAUCGCUCAGGCCCUAGGACCACUCUUAGAUGCCCCGCCUGUAGAGCUGUCUACACUAGGUGACGGUACCAUGAGCGAUCGCAUGGACAUGUGGCCUGGGCUCAAGGCAAUGCUACAAACAGGAAAGGCUUUGGGGAAAAACCUCCCACAGUUUUAUGAGCUCUUGACUGCUCCAAUGGACAAGAUUCUUGAUCGAUGGUUUGAAUCGGAACCCUUGAAAGCAACCCUAGCUACAGACUCUGUGAUCGGUGCCAAUGUAACACCAAAGACUCCAGGAAGUGGGUACGUCUUGAUCCAUCAUGUGAUGGGCGAAGCAGAAGGCAUCAAGGGGGCCUGGGGUUACGCUGAGGGGGGCAUGGGAGCAGUCUCCAGGAGUAUUGCCAAUGCUGCCGAGGCCCAUGGAGCUACCAUCUUGACCGACAAGCCUGUGAGUACAGUGCUCUUGGAUUCAGACCAGAGGGCCUGUGGAGUUGUCUUAGAGGACGGGACUGAAGUACGCAGUAAGAUGGUGCUGUCCAACGCUACGGCCAGAAUCACCUACCUCAACUUGACCCCUCGGGAGGCUCUACCCAAGGAAUUCAUUGAGGAGGUCCAGGCCAUCGAUUACACUUCCCCUGUCACCAAAAUCAACGUUGCCGUGGAUAGACUACCAGAUUUUAAGGCCAGCCCCACUGGGCAAACGCAGCAACCCGGCCCCCACCACACCUGCACUAUACACCUGAACUGCGAGUCGACGGAGCUACUUAACGAGGCCUACCAACCAUGCCAGACUGGCCACAUCGCGGACCGACCAAUGAUCGAGAUGUGUAUACCAUCCUCCCUGGACCGUACCAUUGCGCCGGAGGGGUGCCACGUCCUGUCGCUGUUCACGCAGUACACCCCGUACCAUCUUGCCGAUGGGAAGGAAUGGGAUGAGGAGGCAAAGAACGAAUACGCUGACAAGGUCUUUAACUGUAUUGAAGACUACUGCCCUGGCUUUAAGUCUAGUGUUAUUGGUAGGGACAUACUACCACCGCCGGAGCUGGAAAAGAUAUUCGGGCUGACAGGAGGGAAUAUCUUUCAUGGUGCGAUGUCAUUGGAUCAGCUUUACUUUGCUCGGCCUGUGAUGUCUGCAAGUUAUCGGUCCCCGAUCGCAGGGCUGUAUCUUUGCGGUAGCGGUGCUCACCCAGGCGGGGGUGUGAUGGGUGCACCAGGGCGGAAUGCAGCCCAAGUUGCCAGCAAAGAUCUGAAGAGACAAGGCAAGAAGAAAUAAACGUCAUCGUGAUCACGACAUGCAAGUGUCUGCAUGAUUUAGCCCUGUGCAUCAUACGCAUGUCAGACCUUUGUCAGUUUUGUGGUGGCGCAAUCGUCGCUGUGAUAGGACAGAAGAAAUUUUCUUCGCCUUUGUGUAUUUGAUGAAUCAAUAUGCUGCCAAGAAUGUUGUACUAAUGGACUUUGGGAAUUAUGUAUACUUUCUGUUUCCUCACCCUCCCAAGGACGGACAGAACACACUGUCUGAAACGUCGAGCUCUACACUCAACCAACCAGUGUUUUUUUUUUCAGAACCACAUUUCUUCCACAGGCAUGCAACUGGGAAAUCACAAAAAAAGAGGAAAUUCAAAUUUUUUCCAGACUUUGUACAGUGUUUUUCUAUUUUCAAUGGCACACAUGGGAAGUAAAAAAAGAGGAAAUCAGCUGAUCCGAGGAAAAGUUGCAUGCCUGCUUCCAAGAAGAGAUUACUUUCCACAUGGUGUUACCCGCAAUCUUUCCACUUUGAUACAUGCUAUCAUGUGCAGUUUUUGAACCAUGUUUAACGACUAUUGUAAUUUACAUUCAUUAGUAGAUCUAUUUUUAGAUUUCAUUCUUGUGAUUUAUCAGAUACAUAGAAAUAAAAUUGUCGAUACUUAUUUUUUUAACAAGACAAUCGUUUAGAUGCUUAUUUCUAAAAGAUUUGAAAUUUUAACAUCUAUAUUGAACCAUUUCUAAUGACUGAAAUAUAUUCCGUACAUGUAUGUGUUAAUUGCACAAAAUUAAAUUUUAACCUUCAAAAGUUUCUUUGCUUCCAAUCUAUGCAAGUGUCUAUUCAAUUUUCCAUGAGGUGACAUAUUUUUAAAAAUUCAAUAAAUUGUUUCCAGCUUUGGAUUAUCGUUUCAGUAAUUUUCAGUUAUGUACUUUGCUUUUAUGUUAUUCAGAAUUUUUGAGAUUUUGAGCAUUUCUUAAUUUUUUUUGAGGAGGGGGGCAGAAUUGUGUUAAUGUCAAGCUUUACCUCUUGUAGAUAAUAAAAUGUGGCUUGAAAUUUGGUGUAAAAAAUUACUAUUUAAACCAAUUGUUUUCAUGUUUAAAGGUCAAUAAAUCAAAGUAUGGAUGUUGUUAAUUUAA
Messenger RNA from Patiria miniata (bat star), 3063 nucleotides. RefSeq names its product pyridine nucleotide-disulfide oxidoreductase domain-containing protein 2-like. The record is from RefSeq and is a predicted model, not a curated record. The coding region runs from base 161 to 1957 and encodes 598 amino acids. Gene Ontology annotation, molecular function: oxidoreductase activity. Lineage: Eukaryota; Metazoa; Echinodermata; Asteroidea; Valvatida; Asterinidae. The transcript has 14 exons.